AUGAGCAGCCGCAGCCGCAGCGCCCGCCCGCACGGGCACCGCGGCUUUUGGCGAGUGCCCAAGGUUAUUGGUGGCGCUGCCUGUCAAUCGCCGGGGCAAAGACACUCCGGAUCGAGAAAGGACCCCAGCUCAGGGCUGUUUAGAUUGUGCCUGUCUGAGAGGGAGGACAGAGCAUGGCCGUUAGCACCCUUGCGAAACGCUCCUCUGGCCGCAGCAAAGCAGUGUAGCCGUGGGCUCCGUGAGGGACCUCUGUUCCUCUCUGCGCUGCCUCAGGUAACUGUAUAUGGCUCGCAGUUGUCAUCGGAAGCUUGCAGAGAACUGGGUUUCUCCAGUAACUUGCUAUGCAGUUCCUGCAACCUUCUGGGACAGUUCAGUCUGAAUGAGUUGGAUCCAUUCUGCAGGCAGUGCUGCCAGGAGGAAGCUCAGCUGGAAUCCAGAAAGCUUUAUGCAGGAGCUGUCCUAGAGGUAUGUGGAUGAAAAUUGGGAAGGUUCCCUCAAGUCCAGGCUUUCGUCAGGAGUGACAAGCCAAAGCUCUUCAGGGGACUGCAAAUCAAGUAUGUGCGUGGCUCUGACCCUGUACUGAAGCUGCUGGACGACAGCGGGAACAUUGCUGAAGAAUUGAGCAUCCUCAAGUGGAACACAGAUAGCGUGGAAGAAUUUUUAAGUGAAAAACUAGAACGUCUAUAAAGUUGUUUUCAGUUCUUUUCCCUUUUGUGUUUUGUCAUAGUAAUCUUCUCAGAUCAAAUUUGUCCUAAUUGAAAAUGCAUUCCAGCUUCUGUAUUAUUUCUCUUAAACAUCUAUUUUGCUGUACUAAAUGCCUCUUAAUUAGAAGGGGAAGCUUCAGCACACACAUCUGACAAGUUGACAAACAGAAUAGCUCAUCUUAAUAUAUUUCAGCUCUUAGUGCAUUUAUCACUAAUGAAAUGCUUUGUUACAAACUUAAUUAUGCAAUCAUCAAUUUGCUAUAAUUUGACCUGCUUUUAUGAACACUUUUAAAACCAAAAAGCUUCAACUAUCUGAAAAGAUUACCAUGCCUUUUGUAUGCUGCUCUGUAAAAACAGCAGAGCCAAAUGCAAUGUACUGUCUCUGGAAGUCCAAGAGGACAGCUAGUGUCCUCUUCUAUUUUCUAUUUGAACUGUCUUUUUUAUAGAAGAUUUGUUUACAAUGAGUAUCUAGUUCACAAGUUUGGAAGUGGAUGGAGGAACUCAUGC
This is a messenger RNA of Nothoprocta perdicaria, 1211 nucleotides long. It is a transcript of the gene SELENOF, whose product is annotated as selenoprotein F. Lineage: Eukaryota; Metazoa; Chordata; Aves; Tinamiformes; Tinamidae. The record is from RefSeq and is a predicted model, not a curated record. Gene Ontology annotation, cellular component: endoplasmic reticulum lumen. The transcript has 6 exons. Gene Ontology annotation, molecular function: oxidoreductase activity.